CCGCACGUACGUACGCCGCCGACGCUGUGCUCGACGGUCGGCCACUAGUAGUAGUAAACACUUGUUCAGUGCGUGUGCACGCUUCUUACGUCAUUAGUGGUGCACUACACUAGCUGAUCAAUUUUUUUCCCGUUUUGUUUAUUAUCAUUAUAUACACACACACACACACUCGUAUUUACUUAUUUAUGUUUUUGCUUAUCCGUUAUUUUUCGAUUUUCUCCAAAAUAAAAAAAAAAACGUUGGGUAUUUUUCCCGUCGUCAGUGUUUUCGUGCGCCCUUUUUUUUUUUUCCGAAUAAUUCGUAUUCAUUAGUACAUUACUUACGAUAUUACUGUUAUUGUUAUUAUUAUUAUUUUUUUUUUUUUCCAAAAUUAAUGACUCCGGAGUUAUUAUGGAUAUAAACGGCGGUCGUUGCGAACAACAAUCCGCAGUGCUACUGCCCGCAUCCCCCGUGAUUUUGCUGGGAGUCCGGGAUCCGGAUGUCUUUGGAAUGUGAAAUUAUGCCGCGAAAAAGAUUUCCAGGGGAAACCCCUGUGCAUAAGAUAUGUGAGUAUUGCGCCCGCCUACGUUUUUAUUCAAAUUGCAAUAGUUGACCCUACGAUUCGUAGGCGCGCGUUAAUGGUGUUGUUUUUGUCGCGCGCAAAGAAGUCCAGUGCGUCUUGGAUGGACGUGUUUAUGAAUCGAAAAUAAUCAUUUUCGGGUACAAUUGUCCGUACGCGAUACGGUUGGGUCGUAUUUCCGACAGCCCCUAGUAAUUAUAGCUAUCAUAUUUUAAUAAUAACGUUGGACCGCCGUUGGACACUGGUAUUAACCGUUUUGUCCGUCAGAUGGUACUAGUCAUUACGAUUAGCUUGUGCGUGUAUAACAAUUAAUAAUAUUACACGGUAAUCACGAAAUGCGUGUGUUUAUUUUAUCAAUUCGCGCGAUUUAAAUUCGUGUCACAUAUCGCUGCGCAAACGUAAAUAACAAUAACACGUCGUUUACUUUUUGGAUUUUCGAAAUAAACAAUACGUUCCGAUCUUUAACCUCGCCUUUUUAUCGCUCGUCCGUAUCUCAUUCGCCGGCGCAGGGUAAUUUUCGGUUUUCCUCGCCGCCGCCCCCCCCCCCCCCCCCCACCCCCUCGUCGCACCCCGUCCGCCCGUUCGCCCACCGAAACAACAACAACAACAACAACAAUAAAUAAAUAAACGGUAUAUUAUUAUUGUAUAGUUGUUUUGGUAUAUUAUUAUGUUUUAUUAUUGUUAUUAUAUUCGGUUUUCGUUACACGCGGGAUAUUGUAUAGAUACCGUAGAGUAUGCACUGUACGCGGAGAAAUGUGCGGAUUCCCCCUGACCCGCCGGGCCUUGUCCCCGUCCGCUCCGCUGCUGCCACACCGUCACUUCUGUUGUCCCCCGCUCGGCUACCGCGCCACAUCGCCCUUCACCACUAUUCCUCCGGUCAAACGGGUCACGAGGAGUCCCCGGCGGAAUCUUACUCACAAUAUGUACCCACGUUGCCGCUGUGCGCCGCGCGCGCGUUUGUAUAUAAUGUACACACGCACACUCACCGUCCAAAGUACGUGUAUUCAUAUAUAUAUAUAUAUAUAUAUAUAUAUAUACGUAUAUAUACAUACGUAAUAUAUAAUAUGUUUAUAUAUAGUGUCGUAGUGUUGUCCCCCGCGUCUCGGCCACGUCGCCGCAGUCGUCGGCACCAAGGUUCCUUUUAUUGCGUUAUUGGCAUAUCGCGUCCCCGUCCCGCCCUCGCAGCACCGCUCUAUGUUGGCCGACCCGCCGCCGCCCCGGCCACCUCCGCUCGUCCGCCCGUAGCCGUUCUCGGGCACCGAGUCCCCGUUGCGUAUGUGUGUGUGUGUGUGUGUGUGUGUGUACGCGAGCGCGCGCGCGCGCGCGUGUCUUGUCUUUCGCGCGUGCGCGUGCGAGCGUAUCUCCGUGUUUACAACCGGGUUCUCCCGGGCACCUGUUCUCGCCGCUCGUUUACGCAUAAAUAUCACGUUAUUAUUAUUAUUAUUAUUAUUAUUAUUAUUAUUAAUACUCGCUCGCGAACGAACGGUACGAAUAACGUUCGACCGGAGACGCCCGGCGGAUACGUCGUCGAUACGCGGCCACCGCGUAGGUACCGCGCGCACACACACACACAACACAACACACACACAUACACACAAACACACACACACACACACACACACACACACACACACGUCUCCGAACCGUGCGCGCGUAAUUGUUACCGCGUACGUACGUAUUUGUGCCCGUGCGUAGUGCGCGUAAACAAUUAUUGUUGUAACGCGGAAUAAUUAUCGUACGCGUCGGUCGCAAUGCGAUAUUUAUUAUUACGCUGCACGAUCGCCAGUAAUAACGCGCGCCGGAACAGCGGUUAGGCGUAUCGGGUGGGGUGGGGGGGGGGUGUGCGGAGUGGGAAACGGGUGUAUUCUAACAAGUGGUUUUUUCGUAUCGGCCCGAUGAGUAAUAACAACAAUAAUAAAACGCGUACGCCGAAAUACUGUCGCCGUUCAAUUACAAGACGGACGACGAUAAUGACACAAAUAAUAAUAAUAUCAUUAUGACCUUUUUGUUUUCCGCGUGAUUCGACACACACGGCCGCGAGACCGCGACGUUCGCGAAUGUCAAUUGUUAUUCCUGGGAAUCCGGGAACGACUCGUGCGGCGCACGGCGGUCCAGCGGCGUUCGGCGGAGGAGGAGGGGCGGCCGCGCACGUCGAAUUAGUUUUUGAUUUAAUCAUCGGAGAUCAGCAGAGGCAGAGCGAAGAACGACGACGAUUUUCCACUCGUCUCCCACGCAGAUCCGCUAGUAGUAAUUUAAAAUGUUAUUGCGGAUAAAUUCGAAAUUGACGCGCGCGUUGAUGACCGUCUCCCCCACCCCUCCUCCUACUGUUGGACAGUGAAAAUAAAGUUAACACGAUUAACAAUCGAACCUAAUAGUUUUCGAGCGCGGAAUAAAUUGUUCCAAAUUAUUCUUAUCGAUAGUUGUUAGCAGCGUCGCGUGCGAGAGCCGUGGCGAACGCAAUACAUUAUCGCUCGGUGUGAAUGUGUUGUGCGAUCCGGGACGGUUUGCUCAGUAUGGCUGGCGUGUGUUUGAUACGGUUGUUUUUUUUCCCCUGCCCGCGUGUUGUUUUUUAAAAAAUACGUGGGUCGCGCCGCGGUCGUUACGAAAUAAUAUGCGUCUAUUGCGUUCGCGGCAUUCUGUCGAAGCAUAGAAUGAAAACCAAAAAGUACGAACGGGGUAAAUUAUCUCGAAUCUCGUGUCGCUCACCACCGCCCCUUUCGGCCUAUAACCAGCGGUAUUGUGUAAUUACGGGGCACGGAUUUAUGUGCUCUUGUAAUCCGCUUGAAAAUGUCAAAAAAAGCCCAGAAAACAAAAAAAAAAAAAAAACAACCAAAACGUCAGAGGGGUUUAAAAGUCUCCCUACCCCUUUUGAUAAUGAAAUAAUUUUCCAACUCUACAACGAUGACGCUUAACACAAAAGCGAUAUUUUUCAAAUAAAAUUGCGCGUGUUAUACGAAAAAAAAAAAAAAAACCAUUUUUUCGGUGUCCCACAGUUUUAUUUAAUAAGAUUAGAGGAGGCGGGGAAUUUAAGGUCGUUGUUGCCUUUUAAUGUUCUUGAGCGAUUUCGAGCGUUUUUUUUUUAACCCGUCGUUGCCCGACUUAUUUAUAGCAGGCGUACGGGAAAAACGAAUACAAUGACGGCAAGCAGCGAUAUUAUAACACAAUCGUGCAACCACAGCGUUAUCACCGUCAAACCCGUUAUCAAUACCAAGUGGAUUUAUUACGCGCACUCGUUAUGUUAUUAUUGUGUUUGACAAUAUGUACCACCGACGCGUUGAUAACGUUGUUGGGUUCGUCGAUCUGUCGGCCGCCCGUCCGACAAUACGUCAGCGGCGGAUGUAUCCUAGUUCCGAGGGGGGGGGAGGGGAGGGCGAUGAUUUUCGACACCGCGGAGGUCGAUGGUGGUUUAUUUUCUCUCCGUCGAUUGUUUCGGACCUUCAUUCCCCCGGGGUAUCCGCGAAUUACCGAAAUUUCCUGCGUGCCCGUGGAAAUUCUCCGGUCCUGUGUUGUCAGACGAUAACCGCCGUACCGGUGACAAUAAUCCUCAACCCGCCAACCCGCCAAUCCUCAACCCCUGACAUCCGCCGAGGAAACCGUACCGACGGUGUCUCGUCGCCGGCGCGUUCAAACGAACGAUCGUUUUGGACGCCGAGACGAUCGGCCGUUAACAGCAGUGACGGACAGUGCGGCCGAUUAGAUGCUCGUAAUUUAUUCGGCGUUGUUUCAGUAGCGGGCCGUCGGUCAAUAAUAAUAACGAAUAAUGAUAAUGUUCAACGACGGCGGUACUGUUGAUAUUGUUGUUUGUGCCCGCGCGUCGACAUUUUUUUUUUUUCUUUUACGCACGUUCCGUCGUGUUUCCGCGUGAGUCAACGUAUACAUAUAUUAAAAAAAAAAAAAAUUACGGACAUAAUUUGCACGUGGGUGCAGCGGCCACUGUUGAUGGUGGGACGUCGCAGGGAAGGCAGAAUAUGCGGAAGGUAAUUGGUCGUGUACCGUUGUGAGCAACGAUGAAAACCAUUGCUAACGGAAAAAAAAAACGAUUCUGAGCGGAGUUCAGUCGAUAGUGAUGCUUAAGUAAAAAAAAAAAAAAAUAACCCAAAGAUUUAUAGUUAAUAGAAUGUAUUGAAAUCUAAAUUUAUUUCAUUUUAACAUAGUACUGCUUUUUCAACAAUGUGCGUUUCCGCGUGAACAAUGACUGUUUAAAAAAGAUUUAAAAUAACACGAAUUUAAUUAUAACAAAAAAUAAAGAAAACCGGUUGCCAGUGACAAUCUUAUUUUUCAAUCUUUCAAUUUCUUUUAACCUAAAGAACCAGGUUUUCAUCUUUAUCUCGAAUAUUAAUGAGAAUUUCAAAAAAAUUACCCCUCUGAAGUACCACCCAGAGAACAUAUUUCCCUUUCAGAAAAGGUGCUAUACUUGAUAGUCGGAGUAGACUUCCUGGUAGAAAAAGUGCCCGCAUAAAAAAUAAAACAAAUAAACAUCAUUGUAAAAUCAUUGUAAAAAAAAAAAAAACAUAAAUUUCGAUAAUUUCUUUCGUGUUAUUUUUAUUCGGAGUUUUAUGUCGAACCGAGCGCCCCGUAAUUUUAAAAGCCGCGGCGCCCGUAUCGCUCUCCUUAACAAGGCCUUGAUUUUCAAACACCGGUUUUGUUUACAUCCGUCCGUCACUCGUACAACGUUAUACACGUGACGUUCAUUUCAUUGUAUUCUGUAUAGUUUAGGCAUAUUGUUACGUGUUCGGAAAUCAUUAUAUUUUUAAUCGUUACAAGCCAAGUCACGGCGGUGGUGGGUAAUUAUUAUUUUAAUCGCCGUGUGCCGAAAGUAACGUCAUUUCGGUGGGAAGGGUUGGAUGCGACGGCACUUUGGUUGUUUGCCCAGGUCAAACGUUCGGCCCGUCGGUCACGAGUCGGAAUUUCGGUUUCUGGGUUGUCGGGGCUUUGGGCGUAAAAAUAAAAAAAAAAAUAAACGUUUUGUACGACCCCAGUGGCGUAACCCGCAGGAUUUAUUUUUCGUGACGGGGAAUUUCGAACCAAUUUCUCGACGGGUUUUUUCGGACGGUGAAUGGGUGAAGUGCAUAUACGGCGACGUAUACACGUAUUCGAAAUUACAAAUAAAAUUUGAUGACUUCUUUUUAGUAUCAUUUUACAUUUAAAUCUCCAGCGCGAAUCGGAAAUUUAUAAUAGUAUACGAUUCUGGUAAAAGCGCGAUCGACGUUAUUAUUUAUUUAUACUGGCCUUUUGAACAUUGUAUAGUUACGUUAUAUUUACUUGUUACUAGCGGAUUAGAUAACAUUCAAUUUUAGUCUUUUUAGUCGAUCGUUAACAUUCGGUCGGACUGUAUAAGUCACAAUCGGGGCUGAAUUUUGGGACGGGUGGCAAACGUUGUAAUAAAAAAACGGCCAAAACGAAGUCGGAUAAUCUGUUUUAUACCGGGCAAUGAGCAAUAUUGUCGUUUAAAAUUGUUUUAUUUAAAUCGCGUUUAUACGAUCUACCAAAGUGUCUAUAACCUAAGCGUCCAUCGGGAGCAUGUAUAAUGGUGUUGUGACCGAGGAAUAUUAUAUAUUGUAAACCAGGGGCGGUUGAACGGGGAGGAGAUGAAAAAAAUUAAAAAUAAAAACAAACGGACAUACAUUCACACCAUUAGUGGGACACUGUCGUAGGCGAGAAGUUAGGAAGAUACAGAGGGGAAAUUUAAUGGAUAUCUGUACGCAACGAUUAAUCAUUGCUGGCGAAAAACGAUUCUGAGCGGAGUUCGGUUGUACGUGUUUUGAAAAGCCUUUAAUGGAUUUCAAAAUAAUGCAUUUCGUAAAUUUUCCAGGUUUUUCCCAUUUAUUACAAAAAAAACUCCCGGGAAAAUCGAAAAAUUACCUCCAGAUCGAAUUGCUCUCUGAGAAAAGGCGCUACACUCGAAAAUCUGAGCAAUAUUUCCGGUAGGAAAGUCGUAAAACCAAUGCGUUCCUCGAUCCGUUCAGAAUAUAAAAACGUCGUGAAGCGUAUUGCGCUUGACUAGUACUUCCGUCAUGCACUCCUUAUCAGACUACUAUCAAUAAUGAUUUGAUUGUUUGGAUCCAAACAAUUUAAUUGUACAAUUAAAAACGUAUACACAAACUAUUUCCCGAGUAUUUGUGUAUAAUGCGAUUUGUUGACCAUUGUUAAAUAAGAGAUACCCAAACGAGUUUGUUUGCAAUAAAAUAAUUUUUUAUGUACUCAAAACGUGUAGGACAUAAUGAUUUUCGAGUUACUUUGCGUACGCACACGUUAUCGGUUGUUUGGGUCCAGUCGUACUACUCGAUAACAUUACGACGUCACGCGUUACACGUGAUAUUAUUAUCCCUGUCCCCCCCCCAUCCAUCCAUUACCGCGACAAAAUAAUUUGACCGCCGCCUUUGCGAACGGGCGUCACGUAUUAAUAAUUAUUGUUUAUUCGGUAACACAAUAUAGACACGCCGCCCGUUAUACUCCUCUAUUAUCGGUAUCGAUCACUGUCGGGCGAAAAAAUUACCACCGUUGUUGAAUACACGAAAACGUUGUUGCCCGUACACAAAUCGCACAACACGUGCGCGAUCGAAAAUCCAUUCGGGCGCGGCGGCGACGGUGUCCAAAGUCUUAACUGAAUCGUCUGCCGACGGGCGGCUCUUAUCGGCUCAUCGCCGUCGAAAAAGCCCGCCGAACCGCGUAACGUUUUUUGGAUGAUAUUACGUUUUUUUUUUUUUUGACGUCGCCGCCGGGGUUAUCGGUCGUUGUUUCCUCUUCAACUCCCUUCCCCCCCGCCGUAUUUGUUAAAUGUCAGUCGGUACAACCGCACGCGGCUAAAAAUAACAAUUUAGGUAAAAAAAAAAACGGCCUUUGACGUCCGUUAUUCACCGCGCGGGUAUACGAGGAUUUCGUUUCGCCCGUUCGGAUCGCGCGUAUUGUCUAGACACGAAACGAGUCGAUUAGAAUAUUAUUGACACUCGCGCCUACCGGGGGAAAAAAAGAAUAACAACAAACGGGAAUAAUAUGAGUUUUAUCGACGCUGUUGUUUUCGUUUUCGACGGCCAAUAAGUUUUAUUGCUAUUAUAAAUUUUAAUUUUUUUUUUCUCUUCAUUAUUAUUACUAAAUUUAAAUUUAAACAAAACAAUUACUCUCACUCUACGACACGAGGUUCAACCCCGGCGUAGAGUAACCUCUAGUAAUAAUCUUUUUGUGCAUUUCUUAAAAUAGAACUUUAAAUAAAAAAAAAAUCAAUCAGUUUCUGCAGUAAUCGGUUCGUCUCGAAACGCGUCAAAAUUCAAUACCGGAAACUGGCGGUUUGUGUCAAAACGAACAAUUACAGUGUCGCACUGGAUCGCGCGAGUUGCUUCACUACAAACUGAACCCGCGUCGCGCAUAAUACGAUCCGUACGAAUAUUCCGUUUUGUCCGCUAUCGAAACCCAGAUGUUUUCGUAUAUGCGUCAGAGCCGAAACGUCACGUCGUAGUGUUUAAAACUUCGAAAUCAUAAAAAAAAAAUAAUAAAAAACACCCGGACAUACUUUGCACUUGAUGCCACGUGGUGCGCUGUUGUAGGUGAGAAGUCGGAAUACAGAGCGAUUUGUACGUGUGCGCGACGAUAAAAACCGUUGCUUGCGUUGAAAACGAUUCGGGGCCAAGUCCAUUUUACGCAGCACGUACGUAAAUCAUAAAACCGUUUUCCCGACCGUUAUGAAAUCCGGUUUGGAAAAGAGCGACUUUCCCCGACCGGUACCGUCCGGACAAAAUUUCCUUUCAGCAGCAAAGCGAAAAUCGGAGCGAGAUAUCCCGUAGCAAUGUCGUUCGUUGCAGAUAAGAGGAAAAAAAAUCAACACCGUCGUAGUAUUAUAACCGAUACGUUCCUCUCGCCGCGCUCCGAAUCCAAAGAAAAAAAAAAUAAAUAUCAAACAAAUAAACUAAACGAACCGGCAUUUCGAUGACAGGUUUUUUCGUCGCAUAUCGUAUUGGAAACCUGCUUUCCCGGGAGGUUUUUUUUUUUUUUUUUUACUGUCCGUUUACCCAAAAACGCGUCUAUCGGAACGCGUGAGUACACGGACAUUGUCCACGUAAACGUUUCAACGGAAUUCUACGCGCGUCCUUGAUUCGAUUCGGAUACCGUGCCAUUACACAGGCGCAUAUCGUAUACCUGUACAAUAAUAAUAAAAUUUGUAUAAUAUUAAAUAAUAAUAAUAAUAAUAUGGGAUGCACGGGAGGGUGUUUUCUAAAAAAGGUGCGGCGCGCGCACAACGGGUUCUACGCACCGGAUACGCGGCGGGUGGUGGCGCGGGCCGGCCGGGCACUCGGGGCGGGCGAGACGACGGCGUGCGCACGGGCAACCGGUUUUUGUUAUCCGUGGACUGGACGGCGCCAGCCGGGCGGCACGCCGGCACCACCACCGCCAGCAGCAACGGCGUCGGCUGCGGCGGCGGCGGCGGCAGCAGGUAAAACGAGAUUCGUUUUGGCCCCGGACCCGCCGCCGGCGCGGCGCGCGGUCGCGGCGAUUGCGAUUGUCACUCGCACCAUUGCCGCCGCCGCCGCCACCACCGCCACCACCGCGCACCGGGUCAACGAUACCAUCGGCCGAGCGUCAACGCCACGCCCGUAUUUCCGGGGAAACGGCGAUUGGCGCGCGCUAUAUCAUAAUAUUUCAUACCUAAACAGUGCCCAGCGGUCGCUCGUUUUCUUCGCCGUGUUCUUCUUCUUCUUCUUCUUCGUCUUCGUCUUGAAUAGCCGCGGUAUAAUAGCCUCUUCCCCGGUCCUCUGCCCGUACGAGUUUCUACGUCGCCGCGGCCGCUCAUCCUGCGCAAGCGGCGCGUUGACAUCCGUUCCCGCGCGAACCGCCACCGGCCGGCAGCUGCGCCGACCGUCGCGCACGGUCGUCGGUCCCCGUGUCCGUUUCCACGCCGCGACCACUACGGUAUUUGUGUGCAUUAGGUACCCGGAGUACGGUGGCGCCGGAGUUUCCAGGUAUACGACAAUAACGCGCAACCUAUUGUUGUGCAAUGCCGCCGGGGCAAAGGUAAUUUCUCGUUCGACGCGUUUCUAAACUAUCCUGUUCCUCCGCCGCCACCGCGUGUGCCCACUCAGGGUCACUGGUCGACAGAAUUUUUCCUUUUUUUUUUUUUUUUUUUCUAAACGUUAUUUUUCGUAAAUAAUAAUUUCGUAAUAACAGUUACGAUUAUGUACCCAGGAUGUUUCUCACCGUAAUAUUAUUAUUCCAGUACGAAAUAACACAUUUUAUUAUACUCUGUCCAAAAGUAACGUACCUAUAAAUAAUCAUUUAGGAACAGUUCGUUUUCAUUUUUGAUAUUCGAGAAUCAAUAGAGGAACCAUUAUAAUUACACAAAUAUCUCUUCACUCCUCAGAACGUAAUAUGCCAUUAGUUUUUUUAAAUUUAAUUUUCGAACGUUUCGAACAUAAUAUAGAGCACUCGUUCAAAACGCUUCGCGACCCCGAUAACUAUCUGAUUGUUUUGUUCAUGGCAAUAACGACCUCGCUAAUAACGUAUUACACUAAUGGCGAACGGUCGGCAAACUUCAUUAUUAACCGUCGAUAGGAAAAUAAAAAAAAAAAAAUUCGUACUAUAAUUUACGGGAGAAAACGUGAUGAGUCUUACAAAAUUUACGGUUUUUUCAAACCGUCCGUGAUUCGAUUGUGCGUCGUACUGUUUUGCGUGUGAAAACCUAUUCAUAAUCAAAUUUUCACCGUAGGAGAACGAAAACUUGUUAUUUGUUCGAUAUUAAAAAGUUUUUUAAAUUUACACAAAGAAAAGUGAUUAUUGUUUAAACAUCUGACGGGCAUAGAUUUUUCUAUCUUGAAUGACUUAUUAGCCAUUAUACCGAAAAACCAACAAUCACUGUUGUCCUGUGCAAGCUCUCUUUAGUUUAUGGUUUUCUUAGCACAUAGCCCGAGUAUAGCUUUUCAUAAUCGCUUUAUAUUUAUAAUAUGUAUAAUAUUCGUAUCGUCGAUUAGUAGGAUAAAUCGUAAAUCAAUCGAUUAGUUUUCUCUUUUAUAACGUACAAAAACAUUAUUUAUCGUUAAAUAAAAUAUUAUUAUAAUCGAUUAUUAUCAAUAUACAGAGAACACUUUUGCACGAAAGAUAAUUGAAAAAAAAAAACAGCAAAAUGUCGAUACUGUUCAUUGGUAGGACGAUGAUGUAGUUGAGCUGGUAACAAACGUAAAACACGAUUCUAAGCGUAGUAGUCAGUAUGUUUUGCCGCGUUACAGGGGCGGAAAUCAACGAAAUUAAUUAAAAUUAGUUAGUGAAAUCCGGUGGGAGGAAUCUAGAAGUUUUUGUUUCGAAUAAAGGACUGCCGUGUCGACAUCUCGCGUCUUUUUGAACGUAUGAUACGAACAAAUCGGAGCGUUUUUACUAAUCGAAAAAGUGUUUUCCGCGAAAAAAACUUACACAUGUUGUUCAGAAAAAAAAAAACGAUAAGUGGUAGGAGUUAAGUAUUUUUCAGUUUAACAAUUCGCGCUGAUAUUUGAGAAAUGACAUUUGAGCAGUAUACAUAUUACAUUAAGACCAGCAAUUUUUUUUGUGUUUUUGGUCAAACGAAAUUUGACAUAAUAGUGCUGCAUUGUAGACAUAUGUGUCUCCUAUAUUACGAUAAUUGAUUUUGAUUAAGUAUUAAAUAAUAUAUUAUGUAUUAGCUCGUUAAAUAUUAUUUUUAAUAAAUUAAAAAAUGAUACAAGGCGAUUAACAUAACGCAAUACACUCUUUAUCUAGGAAAGUAUUAAAUUUUUUUCGGAAUUUGACUUUUUAGAACCAUCUAAUUAAUGUUCUCGGGAAAUAAAUACUUAGCUCUAAAAUUUUUAUUGCCGUUAUUUUUUUUGGGGGGAAGAGGAGGAGGAGAAGAUGAAACGGCCUCCUAAUUUUGAUUUUUAAACGGCCAACUAUAUUAAAAAUUCCAUAAAUAGAUGAAAUUUUAGUUCCUCUUAUCGUGACAAAAUUGAAAUGUCUGGUUGACGGAAAUUGAAAAUGUCAUCAACUCUUUUAACAUGUAUUUUAACUAAAAAUCCGUAUAUUUGUGGCAUUUUUAAUUUAAGUGUUGCUAUUUGAAAAUAAAAAGUGGUUUCACUCACAAACAUGAUAAGGGUGACAAAAAAAAAAAACGGAAAUGUAAAAUGUUGUAGAUCGAAGCAAAAUUGCUAAUAGAAAAGUUGUUCACAAGAAAAAAAAAAAAAUUCCCUAAUAUUUUACUAUACAUUCGUAUUCCCGUUUUUCCAAUGUAUUGAGAAAAUCAAAAAAUUACCUCUCUAAAGUACCGUACCACCCCAGUCAGAUUUCCUUUCAGAAAAAGUGCUACGCUUAUUGUAAAUCAGAGCAAUAUUUCUGGUAGAAAAACUGUUCACAGAUAAAAAAAAAUUAACUAAACAUCAUUGUAAAACCAUAAGCUCUUUCGCUCCACUCGGAAUCUAAAACAUUCCUAAAAGAGUUAAUAUUUCCGAGAGAUAACGGGCGUCUCACGUAGUUAUGUCGAACGCUCUGUAUAUAUUAAAAAUACAAAUUUGCCAGUGUACUAACAAUAAUAUUAUAAUAUAAUACUUAUAUUAUUAUCGGUUAUACAUACUGAAUAUUAUUCGCUUCGUAGGUAUUACGCAUUUUAAUUAUUUUUGUUUAUUCGAUUUAAAAUACACGUGCGUACGUAUAUAAUAAUAAAUUCCCUUGACUUUCGUCCGGUUCUUUUAUUGAACACAACUAUUAUUUUAUAAUCAUUUGAAUAUUUUGUUUACGUGUCAAAUUUUAUGUUUAUAUAUAUAGGUACAUGAUAAUAUAGGUUAGGUUACUAAUAUACGUUACUGACUAAACGCUAAAUUAUUGGUAGAAAAAAAAAAAAAAAUCGUGUCGUUAUCACACGGAUGAUGUUUUCACUUUAUUAUGAUGGUUACGGGCCGGUCCGUCCAUCCAUAAUAAUAUAAUUAAAACAUUUUGUUAUCCAACUCACUCGCGCGCCACUCAUUUCACUUAAUAGCUACGGUAUUAUUAUAAUAUACAGUGCGUUUCACUCGAGUGGUAAAACGCGAAUCGCGUUUCAGCCGGAUGGACGCGUAAAUUGAAAUGGGUGUUUUUCUUUCAUUUUUUAGGAAGUCUGAGUGUGGUUACCAAAAUUCCGUCGAGCCGAUUUCAGCGCUCGCGGUGUACCCAAUAGAAAUUACAUUUUCUGAAAACAGAAACGCCUAAUUUUUUAUUAACUCCAGAUUCGAAUUGUCUUUUUUUUUUUUGCCUAUGCAACUACGAUUUUGUCCGUCUCAUUUGACCCGAGAACGGCUGUAUAGUUUAUAUCGAAAACAAUUAAUCGUACUUUUUAAUGCAUUUCAAACUGUUUUUUCUUUGUGUAUUCAACCCUAAGGUCGAUUUUACAUACAGUCUUCUUUCGUAUACAUUUCCCGUUACUAAUUAAUCUCUUUUGGUCUAUGUAUAGCUCAUAUUAGUCCGUGGCUACGAACGACUUUAUUGAUGAAAUUGUUGGGCUCGUCAUCGGCCUCUUUUGUCUUCAAUUUUUCCGUCAAUUAUUUUGUGGCGUAGCUUAUCGUCAUGUCUCAUAGUGCUGCAGUGUCCAAUUGAUAUCCGGAUCCUUUUAUUUAUUCUCUGGAUUCACCUGCAGGUAUAUUAAGUGCGCUGUCGUUGGUCUUUCGCCAACAUUGUCAUUCCCGUAUCGUCCGUCUCCCGUCUCGGGCAAUUCUUGUGACGCGCGAGCACGGGUUAGAAUGUUGAAAACCGGCCCUCAGAACAUGAUGCAAUUCGGAAUCCACGUUUUUAUUCCCUCCUUUCUAAAAGUCCGCCUGGUCGGAAUAUUUCAUGUGUAAACUCGGGUUUAUAAGGGCCGUUCUUAAUUUUUAUAUAACGUUCGGUAGGUGAUUAAGACUUUUUGUAUAGUUUUCGAAAUUAAAAUCGACGCAGUAGAAAUGUUAUUUUACAAUAUAUCACGAUUGACCUUAUGGCCAUUUCCAUUCUAGCCCUUUUCAGCACAAUCGGGCCGAAACGAAACCUUUUAGAAUCGAGCCUGCGCGGUUACAUUUCCGCGGUUACCGUUCGCGCGAAACAUGCUGUACACACACACACAUACACACACACACACACGCACGUAUAUAAGGCAGAUAACCGAUAAGUCUAUAAAACACGGUAUUAAUUUGUAAUAACUAUUAAUAAUAAUAAUAUGUACUUGGCGUGUUCGUGGCAUAACCUUUAUCUAUAUUAGAUAAUGACUAGCUAAUUAGGCGUUCGCGGUUCACGUAGACGCCUGCCUGUUGCUGCCCGGUCCAAUAGCCCACAGACAUAGUUUCACAAUUACGCAUCAUUUUUUUUUCUAUACAUAAUGUUUGUUUUAAAAAUCCAUUUUUAUUUCGCAAUCGUCAUAAUAAUAUUAGCGUAACGUGUAAUAAUAAUAUAUAUAGGUAGGUAUAUAAAUAUGGGUACCUACGUGUUGGACGCACGUCGCCGCGUUAUGACGAAGGUCACCUGUUGUGUGUGUGUGUGUGUGCUGGUGAGCUCUCCGCUAUAAUAAUAUAGGUACCUCUAAUAGGCGUAUACGCAUUUUGAAAAAAAAAAAAAAAAAAAAAUUAAACCACUACUAACGAAAAACAAUUCUGAGCGGAGAAAUAUUAUUAAGCGUAUUUUUUCCCCUCGUCGUUAUAUGGAUAACCCGGAUUAGUCGACAAAAACUAUCUACGAACAAUGUUUACGUUUUUCACGUUUUCAUUAAGGAAACCGCGAGGAAAACCAACAAAACGACCAGAUAUACCCGUUACGUCAACUCAAUAUAAAAAUGCUACAGGAAAGUUCCCGUACAGUUUUCGAUCGAAGCGAGAUUACGAAAAACCGUUUCCCGCGGACGAAAAAUUUACACUUGCAAUGCGCCUGCAGUCUAGAAAUCGAAUUUUCACAAUAAAACAAAAAAUAAAAAAACUUGCAACGUUGGUUUUAGUUUUUCGUUAUUACUAUUACGAAACGAGUUAUUCGGGUUUUUAAAACUUAAAAUUAUCACAGUUUUAAACAAUAAUCCCCACCAUAUUAUGCGAAGUCAAUACCUUAAGUAAUACCUAUAGUUACGGGACACGUAGCUGAUAUUCAACAUAUUCUUAAACUUUGAUUGCAUAGUUGAAAUUUAAGUACAUCGUGUAAUUACGUAUUACACAAUUAAAAAUUUUUAAAAAUCAGUGGUUUUUUCCAUGCCUAUUAAUUAUAUUGAUAAUUUGUAGUAGGGUUAUCAAUAUUAUUUCAUGCUGGUAUCAGUUUACAAUUAUUGUUUACAAGGCAAAACUACACCGUCCGUUCGUUCAAAAUAAUGGAAAACUAAAUAUUAUUCAAAUUAGCAAAUUUUAUGAAAUACGUUUAAUCAUAGAAACCUGUGCGAAUAUAUUGUAAAUAUUUACGUGGUGGCUAAGUAUAGGUAAUAAACCAUUUAAAGGUUAUAUGAGACUUCUUAAAUUAUGCUUAUGAAUAAAUAACUUUUUUAGAUUCUGAGCGUAGCGAGAAAUGUAUUGGUUUGUAAUUUAUGAUGUGUUUUGUGUGUGUGUGUGUGUGUGUGCCUGUAGACAACUUAUUGACCAGAAUUAUUGUUUAAAUGAGAAUUUUCGAUCUAGUUGGUGCACUGAAGAGAUUGUUUUUUUAUUUACCUUGUAGUUUUCAUUAUAAAUCGCAUAAACUAGCAAUUGUCGGUAUAAUUUUUGUUGAUUUCCAAGUUACCUUGGCAAAAAAGAAAAAAAAAUACGACUAAUAAUACUCGGUUCAGAAACGGUUUUUUUGUUAGAAACGGUUUGUCGUUGAUAUAAAUUGAAUUAUUAGGUAUACACCCUUCCUUCCGAUAUCCCAUCUUAAACAGCGGUACACCGAUCGGCGGUAUCGGCCUUAUUGGUUGUAUAUUAAUAAAAUUAACAUUGUGCAGAGUUAUUAUAGUUCUGUUUUUUGUCUAUUCGGUGAAAAUUAGAUGUUCUAAUUAAUAUUCAAUAAAUCCGAGUAUAUAUAAAUAUAUAUAGUUUUUUCCCGCGCAAAAUAGUUUUUUUUUACAGUCGAAAGCACGUCCUCUAGAGUUUUUUCACGGCACGAAUAUAGAAAGUAUAAUCGGACGGCGAACACGAUUACUGAAGGAUGUGGGUGGGGGGAAACUCGCCGCUUACGGGCUAUUUUUCGCGCCGCGACUCCUAACGAGAUUUUUCAAUAAUUCGCUCGCACAAAUCCGCGGCUCUAUAGUAACUACGUAUUAUUAUAAUCAUCAUAACCUGCUGCUGCUGAUGCAGUAAGUCCUAAACCGGCGGCAAAAGAGUGGAGGAUUGUAUGUAUAGCUGUUGCUGCAGAGAGAAAGUGGCGGUUCACUUUUUCAAUGACAACAAUCUAUACGAUGAUUUUGAAUGUGAGGAACCUACUGUAUUAUUAUUAUUAUUAUUAUACUCCUCAGGGACGAUAUUUAUGUCACGUUGCAGCAUGCGUGCGUCAAAUCGAACGUCAUCGUGGAAUCGGUAACCGUAACUUAAUGUAUAAUCUUAAUGAAUUGUGAUUAAGCGAAUUAUUAUUCCGUGUAUUAUACGAGUGCAGUGUACAGUGCAUAAUCGUCGUGUUCCGAGGAACAUCGGUUGAUUAUUUUUUUUUUUUUUUUGUACAUAAUAUAUAGUGACCGAUCGUAUAUUAAAAUGAGACGUUAAAUUACUUUUAGUUUUAUUGAUAUUAUAGAUCCUAAAAUAUUAUCUAGAUACCUAUUGGGUGCCAAUAUUAUAUUAUUUGAAAAAAAAAAGAAAGUAGGAUAUUACAUGCUGUUCACGGUUGAAAGCGGGAAGUUGGGAAUGUAUAUACAUGUAGGAUAUAAUAUUUUUAGUUCAUAUAUUUUGUAAUAUACGAUAAAUCAUUGCGAACGAAAAACGGUUUUGAUCGUAGUUUGCAUGUUAAACAUAUUUUGAUAAAUUCGAAAUGAACAUUUUAUCAAUUACAGAAUACAAAUUAUACCAGAGAUUCUCAAACUUUUUUUCGAGUAUUACUCAUAUUAAAAAUUAUAUAGAUCUGUCACGUAUCUUACGUACCAUACUUAUGACUAAAAAUUGAACAAUUUAUAAUGUCUAUACAAUACCAAUUAUUUAAACAUGAUUAGAGCAUAAGACAGUAAAAUACUACAAUGUAAUCAACAUUAUAAAAUUAAAAAUAUAAAUUUAGUAUUAGAUGCAUUAAAGGCAUUUCCGAACUACUAUCACCUACUCAAUACAUCAAAUUGGAAAAAUUUGUUACCAGAAAAACACCACCGAUGGUGAUGGCCGAAGCAAGUUUUCUGGUGGAAAAUUUGUUUAAAGACAUUUAAAAGACGGAUAUACUUAACACGAUGGGUGGGUCACCAUUGUAGAUGAGAAGUUGGGAAUAUAGGAUAUAUAGGGGAAUUUAAUGUACAUUCGUAUGCAAUUAUUAAUCAUUGCUAUUUGCUGACGAAAAAUGAUUUUGAGCAGAGUUCGGUUAUACAUGUUUUAAAAGACCGUAAUAUUUACGUUUUUCGUCAAAAUUUGAUGAAAUGAAAUAAUUUAUACGAUUUAUAAAAUUGUGAUAUACAUACCUACGUCAUUAAACGACAAUAAAUUAUAAUGUUAGGUUAUCUCCAUCACACAAAAAAAAGAAAAAAGAAACAAAAAAGAAUAAUACAAAAUUGAAAUGGUGUGGGAAUUUGAAAGCCAUGUUAACUAUUAUUAUGCACGCACCUAAUGUAAUAACAUCUGUUUGGAAAUGAAAAUCUGGUGUACAUAUUUUAAAGCGUGUUUUUUUUUUUAUAUUUAUUUCGAUCCAGUGAUUUUUACCGAGUAUUUUAUGAUUAUUUGAUAGGUGCUUAUCUGUUUUUCAAGCAUUUUGAAAUUUUUUAAGUUUUGAUAUUUGCCCUUUAAUCACGUACCUAAAACGAAUAUUUACUUUUGAUUAUAAAAUGUCAACCCUACCCUAUUUUUAAACAUUUCUUUUUCUUUGCCUUCAUCCCAAAAAAUUUAGGGUCGCCCACUAUUGUUCUAAAUUUCUAUUUCUUCCGAUCACCCAUCUUGUAUAUACCGGCACUUUUUUUUCAUUCUUUUUCAUUUCUUCAUUUUCACAUUCUCAAUUAUAUUCAAUCACCUCUUUUUCGGUUUCCCUCUUCCCUUUUUUCUCCUACAUUUAUUUUCACUACAGUGUUUAAUAGCUUAAUAGCAUUUAAUGAUUGGAAUCCGAAAAUCCGAAUUUUUCAAAAGAACAUUAUUUAAGCCCCUUGAACAUCUUAUAAAUAUUAAACAUUAUUAUAAUAUAAUGCUGUGUACCUAAGUUAACUGUUUGGAUAAAAAUUCGAAAAAAAACUCUUAACUUUUAACUUUAAAAUUCUUUCGGAUUCCGAAUUUUCGGGUUCUAAAAAAUCCGAAAAUCCAAAAGCAGUUUAAUUUUUUGGUAUUGUGUUUUAUUUUUACAUUUUUAUAAAAGAUAUUUCAUUCAGAUACACAGCUUUAUAUUGUAAAAAUAUCUAACAAAUUAAUUUUAAGUGGGUUAAAUUGCUGCUUUUUGUGAAAAUCCGGAUUUUCAGAUUCCCAUCACUACUAGCAGUACAGUUUUUACGGCUUCUGAUUCCUUUCUAUUUAAAACACGAUUUUGAAAAAAAAAAAUUUUUUUCCAAUCAUUUUUGAUAUGUUAAUAUCGGAUAUACCGUUUAUGAUAGGGGUUUUUAAACUGGUUACAGUGUACUUUUGAAAUUGUUUUUCAUAAAUUGUGACGAACAACCGGUCACGGUGAUCCGCACGUUAGGUAUGAAGUCGUAACUUUUUUGAUUAUGACCUAUAGAUUUUGUACUUAGUUGUCUAAACAAUGAUGAAAAAAAAAAGUUUGAAAACCACUGGUUAAUAAGGUGUAGAUUUAUAACGGUUUAAAAUUUAUACCGAUGGAUAGGUCUUAUAAAAAGGUCGGAAGAUAAAUACAUUUAAUAUCUGUUUUUAGGUGAUAUUUGUUUAUGCUAUACGGAGUGAGGGUCCAAUUUUUAAAAGAUAAACGUUUCCAGAAUAACUGAAAAAAAAAACCAAAAUACAUUUUAUUUUAUAUCUUUUGAGAUCAUAAUGAACAAAAAACACCCUGUAUAUGGAUUGAUUUUUUUUACUUUCCCAAUUAAAAAAUAUUGAAAACUAGUAAAACACGAUACCUACGCGAGAUUAUGUUACAUUUUGACAUGUGUUCGCAAAAUGAAAAUAAUAUACUAUGUUUAGGUAUUUAUUGUAACAUUAAUAUUGUCAUAAUCGUAGACACAAUUUUCAACAAUUACAAUUACCUAUAUUGUUUUAUGUUUUAAUAACAUAUAAAAAGUUAGCAAAGCAAUAUAGGGUAAGUCAUGUAAGUAAUUGAAAUUAUAUCCGUACUUAACGAUAAAUCAUUGCUAAGGGAAAAUGUUUCUGAGCGAGUUUUGACAAACUUAAAUUGAAAUUCUGUGCCUUUGACGAAAAUUUCAGAUCUUAACGAUUAUUCUUAACUGUAUUACUGGAUUGAAUUGUGUAAAUAUUUUGGUUUUUCAAUGGAUUUUUCUCAACUUUAAGAAAAAUCAAAAUCUGAUCUUCCCAAAACACCAAAUAGACAACAAUUUUUUUCCAGAAAUCGAAUACCGAGGUUACAAUUAAUAAUAAUUCAACCUUAAAUAUUAAUAUUAUAACGAGUGACUAUUAUUUGAUUAGAUUUAAAUAAAUACAACAUGUCGGUCAUUAUAUACUUCCACUCUGCUUUAACGAGAUAAUACAUUUAAAAAAGUUCGCAUAUUAUUUGUGUUCUGAAAUUCGACUAGAUAUUUUGUUAAUUUACUUCAAAGAAUAUUGCUUAUGGUGACAACCUAUAAUUUACGACAACAUCGUUUUCCAAAAUCAUUGGUCAGUAAAACUCGAAGCACAUAGUAUUAUUAUUUAUUUCACCGCAACAGCAUACUAUAUUUUUGUGGACAAUGCGUUUAUUUUUGUUUAAAUAGAAUUUAUCAUUUGAGAUUUUUACACUAUUCGUUGCAGUGAAGUAUUUAAAAAAUAAAAUUGGAGAGAUAUAUCUCCUCCCCUUGACUUUUUUAAGUACAUAUAUUCGGUUUAUAUGGUUUAAUUCUAAUUUCUUUACGUUUUAGACAGAUCAAAAAUAUAUUGAUACCUAAAAUAAUUAAAUUAGUGCCUUUACCUACUAUAUUACCUAGGUUCAACGAUCAUUUUUGGACAGAUUGAAUUAUAAAUAAUUACUAAAAAUAUAAAGAAGUGAAAAAUCCAUUUUUUUUUUUUUUUUAAUUUUAAUUUUUAGCUUUGUUACACGUUACACAAUAUGACAUAAUUUACAAAUUAUAUAUCUCCUUAUUUGUAAAAAUCCUAAUAAUACGUCACUGACGCGUUGCAAUCAAAUUUCCAUACAAACGUUAUCAGUUACUAGUUAUUUCAAUUUAUAUGUAACAGCGUAGAAGCCUACUCCGGAAACGAUAUUUUAUGUAAUUUUAAUGUCAAAUGUAGAUUUUCGUAAAUUUCGGAGUCGUGUUACCGUAUUAUUAUUAUAAUAAUAUGCAAAGAUAGUAGAAUAUUCGAAUGCACACACACACGCACGUGCUGGUCGUGUAUUAAUACGAUUAUAUUAUAAUUGUUUGGUAUUAUAUUAUUGUUAUUUGUAUUGUUUGUGUAUGGAAUGUGCGAUACGUACUGUAAUAUUAUAAUCGAAAUGAAACCGCUGGAACGUCGUUUAAAAAUGGUGAAAAAACAAUAAUAAUACUGUAGAAGCCUGUGAAAUCUAAAUCUCGGGAUUCGAAAACUCGGGAAAAUUUUACCUACAGUAUUUUAUCAUCUUUGGUACCAGGGAAGAAGGGCUUAAGUCAAUUUCAUAAAUACAAAUUAUAAACGGAUUGGGAAAACUAGAUAAAAUUCCCUUUCAGAAUAGAAGAUAUACUUGAUACUUUGGAGCAAGAAUUUAGAAUUUUUGUAUACAGUAUAAAAAAAUAAAUAUCAUUGUAAAACUAAUACUUUCCUCGCUCUGCUCAUGAUCUAAAAUACUUAAUUAUUUAAUUAAAUAUAAAUACCUAAUAUUCUCAUCUUUGAAUUUGUCUAUAAUUCGCUCUAAUAUUAAAACCAACGACACAACAGCCUACUGAACGCAAAUUUGCUAUUUCGUGUGUUUUUAUGACUGAGACAAUAAAAGCAUAACGUAUAGCGUCCUCUUAAAUGCAUAUUUGGUACAUCUUGUAGCGCGUGGUUAUCUAUUUUCAAGUUUAGCGACCAGGCAUACCGCGAGUAUACCAAUGACGUUCGCGCGCUGUGGCGGAGGACAGAUGGUAAAAAACCGGUUCUUCCCGAUUUCUUCCUUGCACUACAACUACACGACUAUAGAAAAACAGUAACAUAUUAUAAUAUUAAUAUUAUAAAAAGGAAUUAAAAACAAAACCUGUCGUGCCGGUGUAAUGGCAUCGACGGCGUUGGUGGUGGCGAUGAUGGUGGCGGUGAACCUCGCCCGUUCGGCCGAAUAUUAUUACAAUUAAUAAAUACAUAAUUUUUUCGACUGUUGUCAGUUAGCCAAUUGUCAGCUUAUUCCCAGUGGUUAAAGUGGAAAGACGGAAGAGGAAGAAAUCUGCAUAAAUCUUAUUUAAAUUAUUAUCCGUUCCCUUCGGUGUUUUUAGUCUUAAAAGUCCGGAGGACGCUUUAUAGUCCAGUCAUUGAAGGGUUUAUAUCAAAAAUAAUUCCCAAAAAAAACCUUGCUUCUUCGGCAUAUAUUUUUAUAAAAGUCCCUGGUUUUUCUCCUUGUGCUUCUCCAUUUAACCAUUUUUAAAUUCAAUUUUACGAGCUUUUAGAAGUAAGUAUACAGAGUUCUCCUGAACCACUUUAUGAAACCAGGCUAGUUUUUUUUUCGUUUAGUGUUUUAUGGAUAACUGUGAAAAAAUAUCUUUAUUUGUGAUAACACAAUAUUCUUUGUGAUUUAUUAUUAAAAACAAAAUAUCGGCGUUUAAAAAAAUAUUUUAUACACAUACAAAUUUGUCCACAAUUUUUUGCUUAACCUAUAGAAAAUGUUGUUUGUAUAAUAUGUGUAAUCAAUAUUUAUAGAUUUGAAUGUAUACGCUUAUCCGUUUUAUUUAAUAAUAUGAUGAUCCGUAGGCCAGCAUAAAUGCAAACAAGUUAUAGGUAUUUUUUUUUAAUGGCAAUUUAACUAGAAUUUGUUUCAUUAAAAAUAAAUUGUGCUCGUUUUUGUACUUUUUUUUGUCCAAAAACAUGCUUUACUGGGUUAAAUCAACUGCCACGUUUUUUUGACGGGGCGAUGAAUGAAGACUUCUUACUUGAAUUUUGAAAAUAAUUUUUAUAAACUAUAUUAUUUGAGUUUGAAUGUGACUAAUUUUAGAUUCGGAGUGUUGAGAGGGAUCUAUUAGUUUUACUAUAACGAGUGAUUUUGUAUUUUUUUUUUGUCCGAGCAACUUUUGUAUCAUAUAUCUUGCUCUAAUGUAUCAAGUGUAAUACCUUUUGAAAAAGUAAAUUGUAUCCAGUUUGUUCACUGUCAAGAUAGUUAUUUGAUUUUCCAAUGAAAACCGGAAACAAAAGUAUAAAUAAAACGGCAAAUAUUUACGGUGUACAAUUUCAUUAUUUUAAAUUUGCACGCACGAUAUUUUCUAUCAGAAAUAUUGUUCCAAUUAAAAACAACAAGACACCUUCCUUGUUACAUUUUUAAUGUAGUUCGUGAGUAAGAAUAUUGUGGAUGAAAUUGUAUGACCAAACAGAAAUGCUUUAAAAUUUAACAUAAGGUCCAUAUAAAUCGUAUUUAGUUGUCAAGAAAAAAAAAAUGGAGUUCAUUAUAGGUAGUAUUGUUUUUAUACAAAUUUUGACGAUAAUCGUAAAUAUUACGGCCUUUUGAAACUUGAAUAACCGAACUUUGCUCCGAUUCGUUUCUUAUUAGCAUUGCAUUGCAAUGGUUUUUUCGUUGCUUACAGAUAUAAAUUAUAUAACUAUGUAUCCUACCUUCCUCAUUUCCCACCAACAGCAGUGGCACAUCCAACACCAGUAUCAGCUCUUUCAUUUACUAUUUGUUGAACUUAUUUGUUUGUGGUUUUUGGUUAUAUAAUCAUUCAUCGUAGUUCAGUGCGCUUCGUAGGUUUUCUUUAGAAAAAAAAAAAUCAUCGAAAUCAGAUAUCUCUGCAAGUCAGGUGAGUUAACCCGUAAACCGUGUUUUUAGUAAAACAUAGGUCGUGCACAGGCCCCUUAAUAUGCAAAAUUAAAACUGAUUGAUUUUUUUGUUAAGAAUUGUUAAGACUUUUUAAUUAUAAAUGUUUGCAAUUUGUAAAAAAUCACGAGUAGGAUCCUUAAUAUUUAUUGGAUUAUGCAUAAUCAUUAAUUAGACUGUGAUUUUACCGAACAUUCGUAAUAUGUAUAGUAAAAUACUUUAUACUUAUAGGCCGCGCUUUGUUUUUAUUAGUAUACAUUUUUUUAUAAACACAAUAUGUGUGUAGGAGUAAACAAUUUUAGAAGUCUUGUUUUGUCAUGAUGGUUUUUAUUGAAAGUUCGGUUGUGUUAAAUUAGUUCUAGGGAACGCCCCUCAAUCUUUGGUAAAUACAUAAUCUCAGAAUUUGGUCACGAAUCUUCGAAGUUUUUCCCAUUUUAUUAACCACUAGUUGUUUUUUAUUUUUGAUUAUUAAUCUAGUAUAAAUAAUACGAUUUCUUCGCGCGGUUUUUAUUGUUUUUUUUUGACCCAGAUUGGUCGAAAAUUGUAUUCGGCCGUUGCGUGGUUUUAUUAAGGUUGACAGUGGUGGCACCGGUUAUUGGUGGUUACCGGUGAUGGUUAUAGUGGUGAUGGAGUAAAUUUGAAUGGUAUUCUUUUUUCUCUCUCUCUCAGCGGUGACGCUAAUAUUAGCUUUUGGCUCGUCUAAGUUAUGCGCACACUCUGCCCACGUACGUACGUACGUACGUAAGUGUGUGUGUGUGUGUGUGUGUGUUGAUAUACUUGCAUAUCACACCGCGCGGUGAUUAUUAUACAGGGUGUUUCUUCUGCCGCACAAACCGGCGAACUAUUUACAAAAAUUACUAGUGAAUUUUAUUUCGGGAUUGUAUGUAUAAGGCGUGUACAAUAUUUUCCAAAUUAUUAUUUCGUACACACUACCGGAAAUUAUACAUAACAUUAAUUACUACCUCAUAUUGAUUUUCAAAUAGCAACACAUGGCACUUUUUAAACUCUCAUACGAAAAGCGUAGGUUCCCUCAUAUUUACCUAACAAUAUUUUAAUAGUAUUUGCAAACCAUCACUAAUGUGACUUUUGGUUCCUAUCGAUUAUAAGCUAUAUAUUAUUUAUUUAUUUUAUUAUAAUGAUUUAAAAUUUAGACCGGAUAAGGAAAGGGCGUGAAGGAAGGCGUUUAAUUUCUAUAGAUAAUCCAACCAUCCCUACUCCUAAAACCAAAAUCAAAAAAAUGUUUUGUUAUUAUCGCUAGUUCGUGAUUAAAUAGUCACUCUGUAUGUGUAUUAAUAUAUGUAUCGUACGAUUCCAUUGACCUCGCUAAGCUCCUCGUACACACUCUACAUAUUUAUUAUACGUAUUUUCUGCUCCGUCCAAAUAUAUUGUUAUGAUUUGUAUUUAUAAAUUUGGUCUGUUUGUUACGUUUCAGUGGACGAUACAAUCAUCGAGAUGAGUCCCAGCCACAACGAGAACAAAAGUGAGUACAUAUCGAUUUUUAUUAUCUUGAUAAUGUAAUACCUAUAUUAUAAUUAGGAUUUUGCAUUAGAAAAACUAAACAGCUUUUAGAAGAAACCACCGAAAAUAUCUGCCCCCCCUAACUUUCAAAGCCCUAAAAUAACAAAAAACUAGCUUAAACGCACCAAUGUGUAUAGAUUUAAAAAAGAAAAAAAACACUAAAUUGCAAUAUUUUGAAAAUAUAAUAAAUAAACAUGCGUCUUGUAUUAUACCCGUAGAUAAGAAAUAUCUAUAUUCUUAUUUUCAAUUUUCAUAAUUACUUUCCAAUAAAAGUUCGCAAAAAAAUAAACAGAAAUUAUUAAAAACACCAUAAAAUGUUUAAAAAGUAAAACAAAAUGAUUUAAGUCAUUCAAAUUUAAUAGUGUUAAAAAAUUUAAAUGAAAAUUUUAAAAUUAAAUUCAUUUUUACAUAACAUGUAUAUUGUACUUAGAAUAUGUUGAGUUAAGCAAAAAAAAAAAAAAAUAAAUAUUUGCUACAAAUACACAGUCUAAAUUAUAAUAUAAUUGCACAUAAUAGUUAUGAAAUGGGGUUGACCAGUCGCCUUUAGGUUCUAGUCUAAGUCAGGUUUUGCUAGGUAGAUAGGUAGACUCUACUGUAUAGUACACAGAAAAAAAUAACAUGUUUUUUAUUUAUAGAAAUAUUAAGACACACAUGAGCAUCGGAGCUUCGUCACUCAUGAGUCGAAUUUUCCCCUAGCCUACUUGUUGCCGUUACAAUAUUUCAUCCUCGACAACAAUUCUAUUUAUAUACACACAUUUUAAUCCAAUUACUUAUUAUUAUGAGUCUGUGAGGGUUUUUCAAACCCGGCAUUAUUUCCUGUGAAAACAUGAAAUGUGAGCAUACAAUUGGUCAGGGAGGGAAUUUAAAGUUGAAACUAUACUAAAAGGCAAAUCUUUGAUACACUUACUCUGUGCAUAUGUACAAAAUUUCAUCUUUCUGAUUUCAUUUUGUGGAUCUGUAGUGGUGUACGUAGCUGAAGAAACAACACUUUUUUCUUCAACAAGAUGGCGAAAUUCAUAUCUAAAUCCAAUUUGAUCUCUUCAAUCCGCCUAUAAAAAAACUUUUGAAGUCAUUAGGGAGAGUCGCUAAAAGUACUGGGAAUAGAAUAUCCGAAUAUUUAUAUACAUGUAUAACAGACAUAAUACAGUGCAAUAUUUUUGCAACGUAAUAUUCUACUAAGUUUGUCUUCGAAAAUAUACGCGGCGUGUUAAAAAGUCACCAAAUUUGUCUAAUCUCCUUCUACAGUGGUUUGCAGAAAAAAUUGUGUAUAGGUAGGUUGGUAUACAAACAAAAUUGUUACACGAUGACAAAUUAAAUAAAAAACAUUUCACUCCAUUGGUCCACUGUUGUAAGUCUUAAAUUGAGAACUUAAAUUAUAUUGAUGAUUUAAUUUAUAUUUGUACGCAACAAUAAAUCGUUUUUAACAAAAAACCAUUCUAAGCGAAAUUCGGUUAAACAUAUUUUGUUUUUUAAAUAUAAAUUUAAAAUUGUGUUACUUUGUACCUGCAAAAGAAAGAACAUUUAACAUUUAUUGUGCGUGUUUUUUCGUCUCAAAUUGUAAUUUUUACAAAAAGAUUUUUUAUAUUUUUUAUGUUCAUAACAAUAGAUAUCAUAAAUAUUCAAUUUUUGAGUAUUGUUUGGGAAGCCCAAUUAAUUUUAUCUACGUAAAACCAAAAACAUGAAAAUGUAAAAUGGACAAAAUAUUUUUAAAAUUUGACAAUGUACAAAAGUGAUAAUAUAAUUAGUAUUUGGUGGGAUUUUCAGAAUUCGAUUAUUAUUUAAUUGAAUUGCAUACAAAAUAAAAUUAACAAAAUAACAGAAACUGUUAUUGUGUACAUUUUACCAUUUUGUUCCUAUUAUUAAGAAAAUUACAAGUUAAAUAAAAAAAUUACUUCUCAAUAUAUCAACUAGAUCCAAAAUUCUACAAGAAAGUUCCCAUAAGAUUUUUAUUGGAGCAAGAUAUCUGAUUGAAAUGUGAUUUGUAGAUAAAAAAAAAAAAUAUAAAAAGUGCUCAUCACUACUCUCAGAAUAUAAAAAAAUGAUGUAAUUUUUUUAAUACCUACCUUAUUUGCAUGACUGUUAGAUAAACAAGUGUGUUUUUAUAAUUAUUAAAAUAAUAAAUACAAAACAAAAUGUUUUUAAAUAUACAGUUAAGACUUUUUAAUGUUAAAAAAUGUGUACUCUGUAGGUACUUGAAAAUAUUACUGUACUAUAAAAGUUUUGAAUAUCGGUUUCUAUGGGUAAAUGUGGAUUGAUUAUACCACUAAGGUGUAAAUAGGGGAGAAUUUACUGUUUUAAUAAGUAUGGAGAGUUGUAAGUGAUUACAUAUUAUUUUUACUAUUUUAAAUUAUAGUCAAUUACCGCAUAUACUGAGUAUUGGACAUAAGUACACUGCACUAUAUAAAUUAUGUACCUAAUAACAUUUAGUACGCAUAAUAUAAGAGGACAAUAUAAUAUUAUAAAAUUAACUAUUGUUAUCUAUGUCGCUCAUCCACGUGGCCACGUAAAAUGGCAAAGAGCUUUAGAUUAAUUUCAAUAUGUGUAAAGUGUAUUGAAUUAUUUUAAUCUUUAUUAAAAUAAAAUAUUAAGAUUUUUUUGUUGUUGUUUUAUCGUAAUUUAUUUAAAUACAAUAAUGUAAUUAUACUUUUAUUUUCACAAUCACUUAUGCCUAGGUAUUAUUUGAUAUUUCACGGUACACAAAAAAAAAUAAGGUUCACCUAAUUUAAGUGAAUAAAAACAUCUAAUGAAGGUUACUUAGUAUUUUUUUUAAUGAAAUAAUGAUAUUGUAUGAUAAUAUAAUUCAUAGGUAAUUUUUAUGUAAAAUAAUUAUAAUUACAAGUGCAAAAUACAAUGAUGAAAAUUUUAUAUUAAUUAUGGUUUAUUAUGGUUAUUAUACCUUUGGUAAUGUUCAUAACUAAUAAAUAUUAAUUAUAUAAUACAAACUUACAAUCAAUUUAAAAAAAAAUUAAAUCAUUAAUCAAUUUUUUAUCAAUUGAACUUCUUAUUUUUUUUAAAAUAGCUAAUUGAAAUAUUGUAUUUUUACUUCUUGUAAUCUAUGUAUGGUAGAACAAAUUAAGAAUUUUGAUGAAAAAUCAUAAAUACAUUUUCUGAAUAGUUAAAUGAUAAUAUAUUAGGUACAUAAAUAUAUAUAAAUAUAUUUUAAAUUAUUGUAAUACCUUAUAUUUUUUUUCAUUAGAUGUAAUGUGUCAUCCAGCAGACAAAUCUUUGCCAACAGCUCCUUUAUCAGCUGGUAAAUACUUGCAUAAAAAGUUCAAAAAAGUUGCUACAGCUGACGAUUGCCCUGAAGUUGCUGUUCCUGUGCCCGUAUUGACCACAGAAGAAUAUUCUGUUGAAGGUGUAUGGCGACAUAAAUGCCCAUAUUGUAAAACUGUAUGUACCAAACCAAGUGCACUAGCCAAACAUUUGCAAGUGCACUCCGAUGAACGUCCAUUUCCAUGUGAAACAUGUGGAUUUGCCUUUAAAACAAAAAGUAAUUUAUCAAAACAUUGUAAAUCACAAUCACACACAGAACGAUUGGCUAAAGAAGAACCGGAAGAAGCUAAGCCAAAAAUAUACAAACCAAAAUUUCGCUCAGCUUUAAUAUAUACAAAACUGGAAGAGGAUAGAUCGAAAAAUACUGAAUCAGUUAAGGAAAUAGUGCAGGUAUCAUCAUAUAAACAAGAUGAAGAUUCUUCUCAGCCUUUAAAUUUAUCUGUAGCUUCAAUUAAAAAAUGCUAUGAUAAAAUGUCCCCUUUUGAAAAUGGCCAAACCGAACUAAAAGGAGUAUACAAAUUACCAUUGAAUCAGAUUAUUAAAUCCAACGGAAUUAAAGAUCAGCCAUUUUGUGAAAUGUGUGGUUUAAAAUUCAAUAGUCAAGAAGACUUGGUCAGACAUAUUUGUGACCGGAGUCCAAAUGGAAUUAAACUUCCUGAUUCCAAAAUUGUAGCUAUGCCACUUCCAUCACCUGGUCCUCUAUUGGGACGAACACCUUUAGUUGAGUUUCACAGAUCCAAGGAACCUGAUAUUUCAAAACCAGUUUUGGUGCGUAUGAGUAAUUUAGUACAACAACAGGAAGUGCUUGCCAUUUUCCAAGGAAGUCGAGCAAUACCUUUUGUGCCUGGAAUGCCUGGUCCACAUACAGUAAUGUCCCCUCAACUUCGACCACAGUAUGAACCAAAACAGACUGAUCCGCCUCCUCCGAAGAAACCGAGAAUGGACGAAGAUUUCAUAAUUUCAACAUCACAUCAUCAGGUAAUAAUAAUAAUAACAAUAAAAUAAUUUAUACAAAUUAAAAGGUCUAGAUACAUAUAUUUAAAAAUAUUUAAUUUAAAUUCAUUGUCCUUGUAAAGCAGCACAAAUAUAACUUCUAUUGUAUGUGUUUUGUGACUUUUAUUGAAUAACAUUUUUGAUUUGAUAAAAUUCAAAUUAGUUUAUUUUGUUUAUUAUAUUUUAAAAGUAUCAAUUCGUGGAAGUAUUUUUAUAUUUGAAGUCCAUCCAAAAAUGAAAAUUGGCGGGUUAAUUCUCAGGGUCACAUAGAGGCAUAAUUAUUAAAUAGUUUAUUGAGCUCAUUUAUUUGUUAUUAUUUUUCAUUCUAAUUUAAUUUAUGCUAAUUAAACGUCUGUUUUUUUUAUUUAUACAACACUUACUUGUGAAUAUAAAAUACAAUUUUAUUGGUACCAAUGGUACUUAUUAUUUUGACAUGUAAAUUAUUUGAGAGAAUUGAACCAUUAUAUUUCAUUUUGCAGUAAAUUCAUAUUAAGGUUGCAUUAAACCUAUAUUUACUGUCUAACAAGUUAGGUAACAAUUAUGUUUAAAGAGAAAUUAAAGAAAAUAAUUUUUUUAAGGGCCUCUUAUAGUUUCUGAAAUAUAAUCUAACAAAAAAGUUAAAAGUUUAAAAAUAUUAUAAAAUCAUCUUACAAUUACUCUGUAGCCGUUUAGGAUAAUAUUUUACGUAAUAAAAAAAAAAAAAAAAAAAAAAUUGGUUAUAAUUAUUACUGCUGGAAACAUUAAAUGUGUUUAUACUUUUUUAAUUAUCUUGAUUUAUUUAUCGAGUAAAUUUAUUUUACUGGUAAAUUUUCAUCUAUUUAUUUUUAAUUAGGUUUAUGUAUAUGUAUGUAAACAAUCUUUUGUUGUUACUUUUGUAUUUUAGUACCUAGUUGGCAUUGAAAUUAAUAGGGUUUGUGUAGUUUUACAUUUUUAAUAACCAGUAAAUUAUGCAAGUUAGAAUUCAUGACCCAUUUAUCACCUUGAGUAAUGAUUCAGUUAUUGUGGCUAGUUUAACACACAUAUGACUUAAUAUAUCUACAUAAUAAUAUAGUCUUGAAUAGUGGCGUAUUUAUGACUUAUUUUUUGGUGAGUAGAGGGCUGCAUUAUAACAAUUUAGAUGACCAAAUUCAUCAAAAUCAUAUCAAGUGCAAUGUUAUUAUAGAAUUUGUGUGUUUACAGGGGAGGGACUCCCUAACCUUCUUGUAAAUUCUCUACUAGUCUUAAACAUUUGAUAAAUUUAAUUACAUAUAAUUUAUUUUUCACACAAUAUACAUUGUAAAUUUAUAUUAAAUAGGUACAAUUUAUAUUAAAUUUAUUUUUAAUUGACAAAAAUGGUUUUUACAGAUUUUAACAACUACUGUAACGUCUGUAACUACUACUACAGUGGCUCAGAAAUUUGUACGACCAACAUCAUUAGCAUUCAAACCAGGAACGUUCUGUACUAGUCGCUUGUUGCCUGUGGUUAGUCCAGAUACACCAAGACCAAAAAAGAGCUAUCAACAGUUGUAUUUAAAUGGUCACGCUUAUACAUAUCUUGGAUUAAAAUGUUCAACAAGAGUAUUUUAUUGCACACUGACCAAAUGUCAACCUACAUACACAAUACUUCCAGAAGUGAAUACUAUAUCAAUGUACUCAAAUUGGAAGGUAAAUAUUAUUGAAUAGAAAUGGAUAGAAAAUAAAAUAAUGUUAAUGUGUAAAUUCAAAAAAAUGAAUUAUUCAUUUAUAUCAUUUUAGAUUUGUUCUGAUAUGGGAAGUAAUAUGUUAGGUGUUCGAGGUAUGGACUUAUAUAAUUCAACCCAGCGUAAUCAUAAAUAUACUCAAGCUGGUCAAUCUCAUGACUAUAUAGUUGCUCAUUCUUCUUACAAGCAUCAAAAAGUAUGUGACUCCAUGGGUAAAUUAAAAAUUUGUCCAGGAGGUUUUGAAUCCAAUGAAGAUUAUGUAUAUGUAAGAGGCAGAGGAAAAGGGCGAUAUGUAUGUGCUGACUGUGGUAUACGUUGUAAAAAACCUUCAAUGCUCAAGAAACAUAUCAGAACUCAUACAGACUUAAGGCCGUAUACAUGUACACUUUGUACAUUCAGGUAAUAAUUGUAGAAAAAUAAUUUUUUAAUGUAACAUUAGUUUUCAUAUUUUAUUUUGUUUCUAUAGUUUUAAAACUAAAGGAAAUCUGACAAAACAUAUGAAAUCUAAGGCACAUUUCAAAAAAGGUGUUGAACAGGAACAGGAUCAAAAUCAUAUGUCCAUGGAUGAUAUCAAACAACUCGAUUCUGAAGAUAUGGAAGAUUAUUCAGAAGACAAUAUGGAUGAAGAUAGUGAUGAUGAAGAUGAUGACGAGGAAGUGGUAGAUAAACUGGGUUGGCGUAAAACUCAAUCAGAUUUUGAUGCUGCACGUUCGCUAUUAAGACUUUCACAAGUCUGUCCAUCACAAAUAUCUCAAUCAAAUCAUGCAAAAGCAGGAAUUUUGCCCUAUGAUCAUCGACCAGUAUCAUAUCCAUAUCUAUCUCCCUUAUUAGUACCUGAGCCUGAAGGUCUAAACAAUCAUCAAAAUCAAAAACCAAUUAGCUCACCCUUACAAUCUGGAAACCGUGUUCAAAUUGUCGAAGUAUCUCCUGUGGUUCAACCUACAACUAUAGUGAAUAAUACAGAAGUAAUUAGAAAAACACCCACAGAUUUGAAGCAUAAUGUAAAUUCAAUUUUAAACAAUAGCCCAAAAGUUGUGGCCAAUAAACCAAUAGAUCUUUCACGCUUUGGAGGUAGUAAGGAACCAGAACAAAUAAAUAAAUCACACGUUGUAGUACAAUCUCCGAAAAAACCUAAAGCAUUAUUUCGACAACCUACAACAAAUGGUCCAUCACAAAAAUAUACUAGGUGUUUAUUAAAUAUUAUUAAAUUGCUUCAUACAAAAGUUAAUUACAAUAUUUUUGAUUUUCAGUAUUCUUGAAGAUGGACGAAGUAAAUGCAUGGUGUGCGAUAAGGUGUUCAACAAACCUAGUCAAUUACAAUUACACAUCAAUAUACAUUAUUUUGAGCAACCAUUCCGAUGUGAAAGCUGCAAAGAAUCAUUCCGAACUAAACAUUUGCUUCAAAAACAUUUGGAUUCUAGCUCGCAUUUGAAUAAAGUAAAACUGUUUACUAAAUUUUCAGAGAAUGUAAUAAAAUAAUAAAUAUUAUUCAUUCAUAGGUGAAUAUGAUGUCAACCCAAGGCCCUGUUAUUAAAAAUCCUAGACCAUUUGAGUGUGCUGAUUGUCAAGUUGGUUUUAGAAUCCAUGGACAUUUAGCUAAACAUUUACGAUCCAAAAUGCAUAUCCUUAAAUUAGAAUGCUUGGGAAAGAUACCUUUUGGAACAUAUUCUGAAAUUGAACGUUUAGGGUUGAAUUUGAAUGAUAUUGAUACAACCGACUGUGACAGUGCACUCAAGAGCUUACAAGCUAGCCAAAAAGCCAUAUAACCAAAUAAUCAACCAGAGUAUGUUAACAUUUUAUCAUUUUGAUGUUGUUAUUUUAAUAGUGUGAAAUUAAUUUUGCAGGUUAAUAUUAAAAUUGAAUAAAUGUUUGUGUGAGAUUUAUGAAGUGCUCAACACGAAAAUAAAGACUGAUCUCUAGAGUUCGAGGGGUCGAACAACUAGAAAACUGUGAUAAAGUUACAUGAAACCACCCUAAAGGUUUAGCCUAAUCACAGACCACUAAAAAAAAACUGAGCGUUUAUACAAUAUUUUUUACCCAACCUAUGAAUAUAAAUUUAAUUUAUAUUUGAAAAUGGGCAUGUAGAAAAUAAUUUUAUUAAUGAUAUCUAAUAUAUAAGUUAUUAUAUAAGUUUAGUGAAUAUGUAGUAAUGUAGCCAAUUAGAUUUGGUCAAAAUUGUGUAACAUAUUAGCAAAAAAAAUGGAACCAUGUAGCCUGUUUAAUUAUGUCAAUUCUCAUGAUGAUCUUCCUUAUUUUAUUGUUUUAUUUAUGUUUUGGUUUUUAUUUUUUAAGUAUUUAAUUACAAUUUUUAAUUAUAUUGUAAAGUAUUUUUUGUGACAUAACAAUAAUGCUCAGUUGAAUUGUGGAUAUGUGUAUUGUGUAUGUAAUGUAUUAUUUUUUGGUAUAAUGUUACUGAAAUUUGAAAAUAUCUAUUGAAAACCCACUUAAUUCAAAUAAAUCCAGUAACUAUUGAAACCAUACAUUUUCUUAAUUAUUUAUGAUUUUAUGUAC
This is a messenger RNA of Cinara cedri, 32631 nucleotides long. The record is from the annotation of a GenBank genome assembly. Lineage: Eukaryota; Metazoa; Arthropoda; Insecta; Hemiptera; Aphididae.